Molecule: messenger RNA, 1137 nt
Organism: Ilyonectria robusta
Lineage: Eukaryota; Fungi; Ascomycota; Sordariomycetes; Hypocreales; Nectriaceae
Exons: 4
Coding region: 1-1137 (378 amino acids)
Source: RefSeq, a predicted model, not a curated record
AUGGCUAAGCAAUCAAUAUCCAGCAACAAUGGUCCUGUCAGCCGAAUCCGCGGCGUUUCCAUUUCCCUCAUCAAUGCAAAUCCUCAAUUGGGCGUAUGGCAGGCUGCAGGCACAGCCAUAGCUCAGGCACCAACCCUCGGAGAGCUCCGUGACUCUGAAUCGGGAGGCACCAAUAUUGCUUUCAACGCUCAAGGUCACUCAGCUCGAUUUGCCGUGCAAGAGCCCGACGGCGAGUUGGCGUUGGCGACGUCCAAUGCGAAGCGGCCAAUCUUUUCAACCUCUAUAUUCAACGAGGUGCUGGUCGAUACGAUCGAAAGUCCCACAGAAGCCAUCACACGCGGAGCACCUGUCAGGCCGUUAGAGGAGGAUCGUCGCCACGGCCACCACCGGCGACGCAGUCUGUAUGAGCGGCACAAAGGUGAUGCGAAGGAGAGAUGGAAAAUGACGCUGUCUCACGGGUUGAAUGCCUUUUGGAAGUUCUUCAAAACACCUUCUGGCUUCCUUAUUAGUAUUUAUUUUGUCAACAUUGUUGCUUGGGGAGCCAUGCUCUUCUUCCUUCUCCUCAAGGCUGCUCCAGCCAUGAAUCACCCCAGCGCUGACGAUGAUGACUCGCCCCGCAAGAAAUGGCUGGAAAUUGACAGUCAGAUCCUCAACGCCCUCUUUUGUGUAACCGGUUUUGGCCUCGCGCCCUGGCGCUUCCGUGAUCUGUACCUAUUUGUGGGCGCUGUUCGCUUCAAGAACCGAACCGCAAUGAGAAGGCUGGCCGAGCAGAACAAAUCCUGGUUCCGUCCGCCGCCGACUUGGCUGGAUGAAAAUGAGAGAGAGGCGGUGACAGUAAUGAAGUCAGAUGCUAUUGUACACACCACAACUUUCACGGGCGAGAAGGCACCACCAACUCCACUGUGGAAAUUGGGUUUUGCCAUCUGGAUGAUGGUGCUGAACACGCUUCUGCAAGCCAUCCUAUGCUACUACAUGUGGGGAUAUAAUAGGAUUGACAGACCUAUAUGGGCUACUGGGACUUUCAUUGCCUGCGGGUGCUGUGUCGCGAUGUUUGCGGGCCUGAUGUCGUGGUGGGAAGGACGUAAAGUGAAGAAGAUUGAAGGACCACUGGUAGAAAUCGUCGAUGGAGCAGUUUGA